AGGAACAAUAGCAACCGGAAUUUGUGUACAGCGUCCAACGUUCAAGUUCAAACGCGUAGCCAUAGGGAAGGGGUUGAUGACUCACGUUAUCCAUGUUACAUCUAGACUCAUCCCACGUCGUUGCAAGCGAACCGCGUGGAUAAUUAGUUAAUUACGAUCUUCGUCGCGGCUGGAUGCUCGAGUAAAUCGUGCGAUCGACGACGAUCGUUGCACGAUCCCCCGGUCUACGAGCGGUGGUUCCACGGACUGGCGAUCAUGAAGCUCGACGUUUCUUCGACGAUUGAUUGGAUGUGCCGCCGUUUAAAUUUCGCUCGGCUAACCGAGCUGGAGGAGUUAGAUCGAGAAAACCGGUUAGCUCGGCAUCGAGCACCGAAGCUCGCGGCAGUCUGCUGCUGGUCACGGCACACGGUUGUUCUCCGGUUUUAUGUUUCCGUUGAAAUUCGGUCAUCAGUGUGUUUCCUUUUCUUUUUCUCCUCUUCUCCAUCGAACAUUGUCCGCUGUUUCGCGAGCUAACGAUCGACGUCCAAGAGCAUUUUAAACACUCGCCUGGUAUUUUAAACGUUCGUUAUCGGUACGUGUCGCCCCCCUUGUUUAUUAAUUCACGGUAUACCAUACCAGCAUUGCAAACGCGUAAACAUUCGUAAAAACUGAUGACAUUACGUCGACUCGACUUCGUUGUAUAUCACCACGAAAUUAAAUUAAUAUUAAUUCGCGGACACCGGAGCGUUCGAUCGAUUGAUUCUUAGGAGCAAAGCGGAGUUCGUCGCGCGGGAAUAAUGCUGAUUAAUUCGUUGAUUAACGGGGGCCCGGGAAGAGCGGGUCCGCGUGCGUGAAUCGAAGAGGAACACGGGAAACGCGUGUACGAAGGAAUUGCUUUCUAGGGAAGUGUUUUACGGUCAGUGUUUGUUGGAAUUACUUACGAGUCGAACGGCGCGAGAUCGUCGAGGAAGAUAUCAAGAGGACAAAGAGAAGAGAAACGGUGUCGUGGCCUGCGUUCAAGACAGAGAGAGUUAACACGGUCGUUUGUUUUACCGAUCGUUGAUCAGAAUCGUCGCGAUCGCGCCGCGAACACGAAUAAACUGAGCCGCGAUCGUCGAGAAAACGUGGCAAUAUUUUCGCCAGCUGAUCGUCGGGACCACAGAAAAACUUGGAUGUGAAACUCUGCUAUCAUAUCGGACCACUUCUGCGUUACUAUAAAUAUAAGGAAGACUAUUUAUAGAGUCGAACAUCUCCUCCUGGGGCCACCGAGAAUGGAGGAAACGCCGGAAAGAGGAUACUUUCAUUGGGCAGAUUGGCUGGUGUUCGGGGUGAUGCUCGCCGUGUCUGCCGCUGCUGGAUUAUGGCAUUACAAGAGAGCGCAGAAGUCGAGCACGGAAGAUUAUCUUCUCGGAGGAAACAGCCUCGGCCUUUUCCCGGUGUCCGCUUCCCUCAUCGCAAGUUUCAUAUCCGGUGUGACGAUCCUCGGCACACCGUCCGAGAUCUAUAAUUUCGGGACGCAAUACUGGAUCACAAUCAUUUCCAUAUUCUUCUGCGGAGUGGUGGUGGCCACUGUCUACGCACCCGUGUUCGUGGAAAUGGGACUUAAUUCAGUCUACGAGUAUUUAGAGAUAAGAUUCAAUCGAGGCGUAAGGACCCUCAUAUCGUUGAUCUUCGUUAUCGAUGUGGUCCUUUACCAAUCGAUCGUGGUCUAUGUUCCUGCGUUGGCGCUAAAUCAAGUGAGCGGCAUCGAUGUGCAUUUGAUCGGGAUCGUUGUGUGCCUCACGUGUGUGUUCUACACCGUUUUGGGUGGCAUCAGGGCAGUGGUGUGGACGGACGCGCUUCAGGUCGGAGUGAUGAUCGUCGGUGUCCUAACCGUUACCGUAUUGGGUACUUAUAAACUGGGUGCUGCCGAAAUAUGGAAGCAGGCACUGGCCGCAAACAGAAUCGAGUUCCUCAAUUUCGACCCGUCGCCGUACACGAGGCACACAGUGUGGACAGUGCUGAUCGGCUCUUGGCUCUACAGCACCGCUUACAUAGCCGUGAAUCAAACGAUGGUACAGCGGUACAGAUCGCUGAAAGAUUUGCCAACGUCCAAACUAUCAUUGGCGAUAUUCACUAUCAGUAUUAUGCUAUUCAUAUCGCUCUGCUGCUGGUGCGGCCUAGUUCUGAUUGCCUGGUGGUCCCCGCCGAAAUGCGAUCCUAGGGCGGUCGGUUUGAUCACCGCUGACGAUCAGUUAUUGCCGGCUUAUGUCAUGGAAGUCGCGGGACACUUGCACGGCGUGCCCGGCCUUUUCGUUGCUGCAAUUUUUGGCGCUGCCCUUAGCACUCUGUCAGUGGGUUUCAAUUCGACUUCAGUCGUCGUUUUAGAAGAUUUUGUGAAAGGUUGUUUCGGUUUGAAACUGAGCAACCGAUCUUCCUUCAUUUUCGUGAAGAUCCUGGUCGUAGUCCUUGGCUUGAUAGCAAUGGGGUUGCUCUACCUAGUGGAAAAACUAGGCAGCGUUUUAGUGAUAACCGGAAGUCUUGCAGCAAUAGCUGCCGGUACUUCGUUCGGGGUAUUCACCCUGGGCAUCCUUUUCCCAUGGACGAACUCUAAGGGCGCAUUCAUGGGCGCCAUUGCAGGAUUCGCGGUCGCCGGUUGGGCGAGUUUCGGCGCAAACUGGUCCAUCGGUGCUGGCCAACUGGUACCUAAGAAACUUCCAGUGCCCUUCUCCCAUUGCCCAGCCAAUAUCUCCGAAAGUUUUCUGAUGCAGUUCGAGCAUCCGGACGAGGACGGGGUGUUUCCGCUUUACCGAUUGUCUUAUCAUUGGUUCACUGGCCUGGGAACGAUCAUAGUGAUCGUCGUUGGAAACUUCAUCAGCUGGUGGACGGGACCUAUGGAUCCUUCUAAAAUUGACAAGAGAUUAUUGUCGCCUGUUAUACACUCAUUGCUGCCAAAGCCAAAGCUUCCUGCCGUUAACGUUGAAAACGUAACGGUGCCGACAGAUUUCCAGGCGACAGCGAGUCUGUUGCUAGCCGACUUGAAGAAGAAACGUAGAAGUCAGAACUUCCCGAAUGGAAUCACCGCGUAGCCAAUGCCCUUCGAAAUUCGCCAUAAGCUUCGAUACAAUGGUGCUGGUCCAUUUCAUCCUCGUUGGAUUACACGAUCACUUCAACAUUCGCAACCUCCGCAGACUUCAAAGCCGAUUAAUCGAAACUUCACCUGACGGUGCUCCGGCUGCAGACUUCGCAGAAAGGCGUAUCAGUAGAUAAAUAGAAAGCCGUCUUUCGUUCGCGAAGAGCUUGAACGGAUGUGGAAUAUCAGUACAGUGUUGGUGCACACGCGCAUUACGUACGUCCUACGUUUGUCAGUUUGCUACAUCCUUAAUGACUAUCGAGCAGACCAUGACUCUACCUAGACAGAGAUUCGCGUUCUUACCAGAACGAUUUAUUGUUAUACAUUUUAGGAGAAAUAAAUUUUGUAUCGAAUUUCA
Molecule: messenger RNA, 3449 nt
Organism: Megalopta genalis
Lineage: Eukaryota; Metazoa; Arthropoda; Insecta; Hymenoptera; Halictidae
Source: RefSeq, a predicted model, not a curated record